This is a messenger RNA of Zychaea mexicana, 1161 nucleotides long. RefSeq lists its product as uncharacterized. The record is from RefSeq and is a predicted model, not a curated record. The coding region runs from base 92 to 862 and encodes 256 amino acids. The transcript has 3 exons. Lineage: Eukaryota; Fungi; Mucoromycota; Mucoromycetes; Mucorales; Lichtheimiaceae.
UAGAGGUUGAGUGUAAAACAAGCACAUAUAAGUAUUAAAAACUAGUUGUCCCAGGUUUUUUUCCCCGCUCCUUUAAGUUUUCUUGAAGAAUAUGCCUUUUGUUGGUGUGGUAACUGGUGUAAUUUCCUCCGAAAUUCGAAGCGGUAUGCGGCGCGAGCAUCCUUGGAUGAGCUUUUCUCUGAACAUAGAUGGUGGUUUUAUAACAGUGUGGGCAGGAAAUCUAGAAGUAAUGGACGCUAUUCUGGAUCUUCAGCUUGUGGAAGGGAUGUCUGUUGUGUGCCAGGGUGAAGUCAAACUAAGCAGACGGCGAAAGCAAGAUAGGCUUUUUAACACGUAUGUUUCGAUGUCUGCGUUGCAGCUUCGCAGAGGGGUGCAGUGGCAAGUCGAGUUGGAAGGUGAUAGUGGGUAUGUCGACAGCAAUCCAGUAACAAACAAAAGGGUAUUGAAAAGGCUGCGACACACCAACAUUGUUCCCAGGGAACUUACUGGACUAGAAAAGGCAAGAAUAGACACUUUGACUGCGGCUGCCACAGUGGAAACCUUUGACGAGUUUGGAGGCAAAGAACAGCAAUUUUUCGACUCAUUUAUAUUGAGUUUAGAAUACAAUAGCAACAAAAGCAACAACAACAACAAUAACAAUAACGACUACAACGACUACAACAACGACGACAACAACGACGACAAUGACAACAACAACGAUAACAACAAUGACAAUGACAACAACGACAAUAACGACAACAAGGAUGACAACAACACGAUAAGCAUAAGAAGAACAAAAGCAAGAACAAGAACAAGAACAACAAGAGUGGUGCAAACCACGUUAAAGUUGCUGAGUUGUCAGAUGUACUCGUACGAUGGAUAGCUGGGAGCGCUCGUGAUAUUCAUGCUUUUGUUUGGUAAAGAGGAAAAAGAGUAGAGCAGUGCUGUUCUUUUUCAGUGGCACAGUCACUCAAAGACAGCAAGAACAUCACGGUUCACUAUAGUCUUUGUCAUCUUCAGAUGUCAUUGUUUGGUUAUCCAUAUGUAUGCUGGUUAUCAAGCUAAGUAAUGAAAUGGAGAUCCUUCUGUUUUUAUUUCUUUUACUAGUGCUCUCACACAAUCCGUUGUAUCAGCAAUCCGACAAAAGAACUGCCGUUCACAGCACAUCUUCUAACCCGCUCA